UUUCAAUUGGCAAUGUAACUGUAGGAGUCACUGACCCAUUUGCGACAGACGCCUUUUUAACAGAGUCUGAGUUUUUAAAACGUUACUUUUCAAGCUGGACCUACCAACAAAUUGAAUCGUCUUUCCUAGAAAUUCACAAUAAUGAAGUACAUAUUAUUUUUCUUCUGUGUUACAGUUGUGUUUGCAAAAGGCAAGCAAGUUGAUGUUACCCACAAAGUCUUUUUUGAUGUUUCGACAGAUGGGAAGAAACUGGGAACCAUUGUAAUCGGCUUAUUCGGUAAGACUGUCCCGAAGACUGUCCAGAAUUUUGUCACAUUUGCUGGAGAAGGUUACAAAGGCAACAAAUAUGAAGGAACUAAGUUUCAUAGAGUGAUUAAGGAUUUCAUGAUUCAAGGUGGUGAUACUGUAACUGGAGAUGGCAGCGGUUCUGUAUCAAUCUAUGGAGGGAAAUAUUUUGAUGAUGAAAACUUCGACUUAAAGCAUUCUGGCCCAGGAAUAUUGAGCAUGGCCAAUGCUGGCAAGAACACCAAUGGAUGUCAAUUUUUUAUCACUACCGUAGCCACCCCUUGGUUGGACGGACAUCAUGUUGUUUUCGGCAAGGUUUUGCAGGGCAUGGAUAUUGUGAGCACCAUUGAAAAUCUCAAGACCACCCCAGAAGACAAGCCUGUAAAAGAUGUUGUCAUAUCGCGCUCUUUCUAUGAGGAGGUUAAGGGACCAUUGAAAGUCCAUUUGGAUCUUUAAUCCUUUACUUUUUCCAGCCACCGGACAUGAGGGUAUUGCUGUUUACCAAAUGGAUGAAAACUAAUGAGCUGCCAGUACUUAGCACCAUUUGUCUGGUCAAAGUCAAAUAAGGUUUAUGGUUUACAAAACACAAGCAUUUAUUUUUAAAAUUUGCAGUUACUGUAAGACUACAAAGAAAUUUGUUUAAAUCAAUCUGUUUUUGUUUUUUUUUAAUAUUUAAAAAUAUAUAUUGUUUUUUAUUUUUCAAUAUUACAAAAUUGAAAGGUUAAGCCCAGUUUAUUACUUUUUUAAAAAAAAAUUUAAGGACAAUCACCUUUUU
This is a messenger RNA of Uloborus diversus, 1060 nucleotides long. Its product is annotated as peptidyl-prolyl cis-trans isomerase B-like. NCBI's taxonomy places the organism in Eukaryota, Metazoa, Arthropoda, Arachnida, Araneae, Uloboridae. The transcript has 4 exons. Gene Ontology annotation, cellular component: intracellular membrane-bounded organelle. The record is from RefSeq and is a predicted model, not a curated record. The coding region runs from base 142 to 741 and encodes 199 amino acids. Gene Ontology annotation, molecular function: peptidyl-prolyl cis-trans isomerase activity. Gene Ontology annotation, biological process: protein peptidyl-prolyl isomerization; protein folding.